Molecule: messenger RNA, 1717 nt
Organism: Oryza sativa Japonica Group (Japanese rice)
Lineage: Eukaryota; Viridiplantae; Streptophyta; Magnoliopsida; Poales; Poaceae
Source: RefSeq, a predicted model, not a curated record
UUCCCUUUCUCUACCCGCAAAACCCCAUCAGUCUGCUGCGGCCAUAGCGAACUGUAGGGUAGCUUCGCCUUAGAUGGCGCUCGCUAGGGUUUCUCCCCCCGCGUUCUCCUCCCCCUUCCUGAUCCAUUCCUUACUGCGCCCCUUCUCUUCGCCCUCCUCCGUCUUGCGCCCUCGCGUGACUCGCGUCCCCCACCACCGAGGCUUCGCCAUCGCCGCCGCCUUAUCUCAGGCCUCUCCGCUUCCCUCUGCGGACGGGGAUGGGGCGGUGAUGGAGGCGCCGCCGCGGCCGAGCUCCAGGCGCCCAUGGAAGCCCACGUGCCUGUACUACACCCAGGGGAAAUGCACCAUGCUCACAGGCCAUGGCUACAAUCUCUCAAAUGCUGUCUACAAAUUGAAUGAUACUUUGCAUCUUGAGAAAUUCAAUCACAAUCUGCCAACAGACCUUCCAGUGAAUUAUUCAGCUGCAGAUAAAGUGAAAUCUCAGAAAUUGGAUUACUUUUUGGUCCUUGAUUUGGAAGGUAAGGUUGAAAUUCUUGAAUUCCCAGUUGUAAUGAUUGAUGCCCAAAGCAUGGAGUUCGUCGAUUCAUUUCACAGGUUUGUACACCCUACUGCGAUGAGUGAGCAAAGAAUAAGAGAAUAUAUUGAAGGGAAAUAUGGGAAAUUUGGAGUUGACCGUGUAUGGCAUGAUACUGCUAUACCUUUCAUGGAAGUACUUCAAGAGUUUGAAGACUGGAUCGAACAUCACAAAUUUUGGAAAAAGGAGCAAGGAGGAGCACUCAACAGUGCAGCAUUCAUCACUUGUGGGAAUUGGGAUCUGAAGACAAAGGUACCUGAACAGUGCAGGGUUUCAAAAAUUAAGUUACCUUCUUACUUUAUGGAGUGGAUCAAUUUGAAGGAUAUCUAUCUCAACUUCUAUAACAGAAGGGCUACCGGAAUGAUGACAAUGAUGAGGGAGCUACAAAUGCCAAUCGUCGGAAGCCAUCAUCUCGGUAUAGAUGAUGCAAAAAAUAUAGCAAGGGUUGUUCAGCGUAUGCUAGCUGAUGGUGCUGUAAUGCAAAUUACUGCAAAGAGGCAAUCAGCUACUGGCGAUGUGAAAUUUCUUUUCAAGAAUCGGAUCAGGUAAAAGGAGCAUUAUGGGAUGUAAUUAUUUACACACAGCAGCUAGAAGAUGAGAAGAUGCCCUCCGGUGAAAUGAAACAAUAGUUUGGCCCUAGUAACCGCUUGGGAGUUGGGACCAGAGAAGUGUUGGACUGCUGAUGGUUCAUGUUGGGUCAAGGCGUCAAAGGCAAGAGAAUGAAGCUCCCAAAUUCCAAGGUUCUGCAAAUGCCUUUCCACGGGAGAGAUGCCAGUAGCCCAGUAUACCAGAGGCCUUGUUGCCCAAAAAGGAACCGCAAAGAAGUGUAGGAGCUCACAUGCGGUGGUCUGGUAAAUCUGACCCUGUUUUGCUUUUGGCACUGACAGUAAUACGCGUACACCCGAAUGGCCGAAUAUGUGCUUUGUCCUAUACUCCACGUACUUCAUCUAUCUUACAUUAUAAGAUGUUUUGUUUUGAAUAGAUUCAUACAUGAUCUAUGUAUGUCCCUUUAUAUAUAUGUGUUUAAAUUUAAUAGAUGUUAGUGAGGGACGGAGAGAAACAUCUUAUCAAUUAUAAUGUGGAACGGUGUACUUGAGUUUUUUGCCUGAGCUGAAAUGUUUUAGAAUUGUUUCAUUUGUUAAA